CGACGCCUCCACACCCACUCACGUCAUACCAACGGUUUAAACGCGAACCACAACGUCCAGAAAGGAGAAAGUUGCGUAGCAACGCACUGCUGCCGGUAAAAUGCACAUUGUAGCCGCGAAACCGCCUUCUAUUAACUUUGGCUAACAAAUGCUGUUACCCAGACGGACCGGACAGUCUGCUAACUGGCUAGGUAACGUUAGCCACUGCGUGCCGUGGCCGCUGCUCUUUUCACGCUGUUCACUCAGACAGGACGGACUGCAGUGAAUGAAAGACGAUGACAGCGCUUAAAGACACUGAAGAUGCUAGUGAAACAGACCUUGCCAAGCAUGAUGAGGAUGACUAUGUGGAAAUCAAAGAGCAAAUGUACCAAGACAAACUGGCCUCUCUGAAAAGGCAGUUGCAGCAGUUACAGGAAGGUACGCUGCAAGAGUAUCAGAAGAGGAUGAAGAAGUUGGAGCAGCAGUACAAAGAGAGGGUUCGAAAUGCAGAGCUAUUUCUCCAUCUGGAGACAGAACAGGUGGAGAGGAACUAUAUCAAGGAGAAGAAGGCAGCAGUGAAGGAGUUUGAUGAUAAAAAGGUUGAACUAAAGGAGAAUUUAAUCGCAGAGCUUGAAGAGAAGAAAAAGAUGAUUGAGAAUGAAAAAUUAACAAUGGAGCUGACAGGCGACUCCAUGGAGGUAAAACCCAUCAUGACUCGGAAGCUGAGGAGGCGACCCAAUGAUCCAGUCCCGAUACCGGACAAACGAAGAAAACCUGCACCAGCUCAGUUAAAUUAUUUGUUAACAGAUGAACAGAUCAUGGAAGACCUGAGAACACUGAAUAAGCUUAAAUCACCAAAACGUCCAGUCUCCCCGUCGUCUCCAGAACACAUUCCCUCCGCUCCCAUGGAGAACCCGUCCCAGCGCUAUGAAGCCCGCAUCGAGGAGGGGAAACUAUACUAUGACAAAAGAUGGUACCACAAGAGCCAGGCCAUCUACUUGGAAUCAAAGGACAACACAAAGAUUAGCUGUGUCAUCAGCUCAGUUGGGACAAAUGAGAUUUGGGUGAGGAAGACAAGUGACAGCACAAAGAUGAGGAUCUACCUGGGCCAGCUGCAGCGAGGAGCGUUUGUCAUCCGUCGACGGUCAGCAGCCUGAAAUAUGACUACCACCCCAAUUAUCUAUUCAUUCCUUCAUAUGCCGUCUCUCUAUUUUGAUGCAUCUGUUUAUUUUGAAGACAUGGUCUCUUAGUCAUACUCUCUGCUGUGCACGUCGACAGACUUUGAUGGCCAAGGAUGUUUCUUCAACUUUGAGAUGGUUUUCCAGACUAAACCAAAGGCCCACAAAGUAUUUAAAAAUAAUAAUUAUAAUAAAAAAGAAGUGGAAAACAUCAUUGUUAUCCUGUCACAUGCAUGAAGGUUGUCUUCAACAAAGACUUGACUGGUUUUUGUUUUCUGCUGUCACUGUGUCCUUUCUGCAUGGUGCAGUCUAGAUUUAUUGUAAUUCUGUCUGCUGUUGACAGAGAGAAACUGCUUCCAACCAGUUAUCUCAAAGUGCAAAUGAUUGAGGGAAAGAAAGCCUUGUCUUGUGUGUGCGCGUGCGUGCUUGCGCUGUUCCAUCAAAAUACAUUGAGGCGUGCACUUGAGGAAAUGACACCUGUUAACAUGAGAAGUGCUUCAGUGGGGCCUGGGUGUCGCCACAGUUCAUCCUCCCUGCAUAAUAAAUUGUGCCCUUUUUAAAAACAUGCCUUUUGCACUGUCAGUUACAGAGGCUUGUUGUUUAUAUCGAUGGUUGACUCUCAAAAUGUUUGCAACACUUACACCUUUUUAUUUCUUAUGUUGGGGUGAAAAAAAGAAUGUUGACAUUUUUACUUUGGUGUUCAAUGAGCGCCUGUUCAUAUGUAAAUUAUUCCAGUUACUUUUGCAUGUUGAAGAAUUGCUAGUUUACUUAUGUACUGUUUAUUAAAAA
Thalassophryne amazonica is the source of this 1946-nucleotide messenger RNA. It is a transcript of the gene suds3, whose product is annotated as SDS3 homolog, SIN3A corepressor complex component. Bases 276 to 1136 code for a protein of 286 amino acids. Gene Ontology annotation, molecular function: histone deacetylase binding. Gene Ontology annotation, biological process: negative regulation of transcription by RNA polymerase II. The record is from RefSeq and is a predicted model, not a curated record. Gene Ontology annotation, cellular component: Sin3-type complex. NCBI's taxonomy places the organism in Eukaryota, Metazoa, Chordata, Actinopteri, Batrachoidiformes, Batrachoididae. The transcript has 12 exons.